AUGCUUCUAAUGUUCAGUUCAGCUCAUUGCUACAGUUGUGCAUCGACAAAUAUGAAAUCGAACUUUAUCACAAAGCAGCGUGGACCACCAAAUCGUAUUGGCGAACCAUUGGUGUUCGAUGAUAAUUGCAAUAGUGACACGUGGAUAAUUAAAGAUCGAAGCAAGGAUGAUUGCGGUGAUGGUUUCUGCUUCAAAUGGCAGCAAUCUUUAAACAAUUCCGGUGUUUAUUCUACCAUGACAUUCCGCGGAUGUUAUUCGAAACUCUAUAGUCUCCAGGAUCCGAACACAUUUCGACCUCCCAACCAUUCAUAUUGUACAGUUGCUAAUGUUCCACUUUCCUGCCUUUCUGACGCCAGUGUCAUUGAGCAUUCAUGUUGGUGUCAAGGCGACUUCUGCAACGCAACAUUUAUACCAAUUUCCCAUUAUUUAAUAGUAUUGUUAGUUUUAAUAUCAGCAUAUUCAUGGCAAGCAUAA
Molecule: messenger RNA, 474 nt
Organism: Caenorhabditis bovis
Lineage: Eukaryota; Metazoa; Nematoda; Chromadorea; Rhabditida; Rhabditidae
Source: the annotation of a GenBank genome assembly